AAUGAAUCCUCCUGUUAGUGGAAAGAUUAUAAAUUGUCCAGGUAAGAGAGUAGCUGAUUAUCUAUUUAUAAAAGAGAUAGGAAAAGGAGCAUUCGGAUAAGUAUUAAUUGUCAUUUAAAUAAGGUAUUUUAAGCAAAAAAUACUGUAACAAAUGAAGUGGUUGCAAUUAAAUGUAUAGCAAGAUCUAAAUUAUCUGAUCAUGGAGGAAUUGUAGGUUAAUUAAUUAAAAGUGAAGUUGAAGUAUUAAAAUAGAUCAAUAAUUAACAUGUUGUUAAAUUAGUCUCAUAUUUAGAAUCUGCAAAUUAAUGCUAUAUUGUUUUAGAAUAUUGCAAUUGUAAUCAUAAUAAUAUUUAUUUAUAUUAGCUGGUGAUUUUGAAUAAUUGUGGCAAAAUAGAAAUAAAAAAAUACCAGAGAAUGAAGCUAUUGAUUAUAUGAAAUAAGUUUUGGCUGGUAUGUAAGCAUUACAUGAAAAGAAUAUUUUGCAUAGAGAUCUUAAACUAGCUAAUAUUUUAAUACAUAAUUCUACUCUUAAAAUAGCAGAUUUAGGAUUUUCUAAAUAAUUAAGUGAUCCAAAUUAAUAAGAAAAACUAAGUCUAGGGUCUCUUGGUAAUAUGGCUCCUGAAAUUGUAGAAUAAUAACCAUAUGGAAUGGCAGCAGAUAUGUUUUCUAUUGGCAGUAUGUUUUAUUAACUUAUUUUUGGAUAAUUACCAUUUAGUAAUUAAAAUCAAUUAAAAUUUUUAGAAGAUAUUAAAAAUAGUAAAUUUUAUUAUUUAUUUAAGAUAAACCUAAUUUUAGAAGAAAUGAUAUCAUGAUUUCAUCUGAAUUAGAAUCUCUUCUAGAAAGGAUGCUAAUUAAAGACCCUAUAAGAAGAUUAAAAUGGAGUGAAUUGUAUUCCCAUCCAUUAAUGCAACAUAAAGAUUUAAGUAGAUUUAUAAUCUUCCUUAGGAUAUACUCAAUUAUCAUUGAAUGCUAUUCAGGCUGACUUAAUUAAUACUAAAGAAAUAGGACAAUUUUACAAAGAAAAAGAUUAAAAUAAAAUGGUUGAAAAUUCUUAAGAUCUUCUUCAAUCUAGAUUGAAUAUUAAUAAAUAAUAAGAAUUUUAAAUUGAUAAACCCAUUUAUUAAUAAUUAAUUGAAGAUGAAGGAACUCCAGGAGAAGAUGAAGAUAAUAUUAAAAAACUUGAUUAAUUACGAUAAAAUAUGGAAUAACAAAUUCUAGAAGAUAAAUAGGUCGAAGAAUAUAUUAAUAAAUAUUUGAGUUUAAGAGAUGAAAUAGUAUUUGUAUCCAGAACUUUAAAUUAAGUAUUUGAAAACCUUGCAUAAGAUGAAUGUUGUUUACUUUGUUUAAUGUUGGCUAAAAGAAUUUAUAUUUUAAAUGAAAAAUUGACUUAAAUUCUAUUAUCUUAAGAUAAUAUCUUUUAAAUUAAUGAAAGAAUAUUAAAAAAAAUAUAUGAACAUCAACACUUUUAGAAGUUUGUGUCAUAAAUUGUAGAAGAAUCAUUAUAUGCAAAAGAUUAUGUCACUUUCUUUGCUGAAUCAUUAUAGUAUAAUCAUAUUUAUUAGUAGAAAUUAACCUAAACUAAUUUAAAACAAAAAAGAUUGGCAUUCAGAAUUUUAAAAAGAAAUUUCAAUGUAAUUUGAUUCAAUUUUUAAAGAAGUUCUGAAUGACUUUUCAUUUAAAUUAAUGGAAUUAGUUCAUAAAACUAAUAUAAAUUUGGAAUAUGGAGAUGAAUAAAAAAGAAACUUACAUAGAGAUUAUUUCUAAUUGCUAAUUCAUCUAAUUGAUUGCAUUAAUUUUGAUAAAUUAUUUAAUCAUGGAGUAAUGCUCUUUAUCUUAUAUAAAUUAGAAUGUCAAUAUUUACUAAUAAUUUGAUGGACUAGCCAAUAAAUCUUUAGAAGAAUUAAAAGAAACAGCAACAUAGAAAUUCAAUGAAAUGUUUGAAUGA
Molecule: messenger RNA, 1945 nt
Organism: Paramecium sonneborni
Lineage: Eukaryota; Ciliophora; Oligohymenophorea; Peniculida; Parameciidae
Source: the annotation of a GenBank genome assembly